Messenger RNA from Nymphaea colorata (pocket water lily), 5542 nucleotides. RefSeq lists its product as uncharacterized. The record is from RefSeq and is a predicted model, not a curated record. Gene Ontology annotation, molecular function: ATP-dependent chromatin remodeler activity; ATP binding. Lineage: Eukaryota; Viridiplantae; Streptophyta; Magnoliopsida; Nymphaeales; Nymphaeaceae. The transcript is spliced from 21 exons. The coding region runs from base 93 to 5114 and encodes 1673 amino acids.
GGACUGAAGGUGAAGCCGGCGGGAAAGGCCUCGCCGGCUCUCGCGCGGGAGCGCUCCCUGUACGUCUGAAGCAUUUCCCGAUAGCUUUCCGAAUGGGUAAGCGGAAGCAAUCUAAGCCAAGGAGGUCCGAUGGAAUUAUAGGGCAUUCUGUUCCUAAUUCCAAUCAAGAAGAGCCCGCUGCUUCCACCGAUUGUCCAGAUGCCGGCGUCGACGAUGAAAAUUUUGAGCGAAAGAAGGUAGUCUUCGUUGAAGUAGACACGAAUUCUUCACCGUCCGAUAAGCAUUUCAAUGUGGCGGAUAUUAGGGUUUGCGACGUCAGGUUCUCGGAAGGCCUUUCGAGCGCGGAAUUUGUGCGCGAGAGGUUUUGCGAGGCGGAUUUCGCUCUCAGGUUUAGGGUUUUGAUGGAGCCGGGCGAGAGUGUGCAUGUGGGAAAUUGGCCGAUGCUAUCGGCUGGCAAUGUUUACCUAGAGUUCGUCGUUCGUCGGGAGGAUGAUAGCGAGGGGUCAGUGGUGUUCUCGGCAGGGUUCGAUGCGUCGGAUGAGGGAAUCACGGGGCUUGUUCACCUUGUUAGUCAGAAGUUCUUGACGGUGAGGUUGGUGAUGGAGGAUGCGGUUUCCGAAGGGUUUCCUUCGUUCAGGGCCCGGAUAGAUAUACUGUGCAAGGCUUUUGACUCCUGCGAAUCUCUUUACGAGACGACGAGAGCGCCUUGGAAGAAGAGCAUGAUGAACGUUAUGGCAUGGUUACGCCCAGAAGUUGUGACUUCCGAAGUUAGAUAUGGGUUUCAUAAAUCCGAGUUUAUUCAACCUGGUUUACGCUUCAAUAAGGAAUCUCCCUUCGAUGCUUUAAAUUUCUAUGAAGCCAUAAGCCCAUCAAAGCAAGAACCAAUGCUGGCAGAUGAGCUUUCGGACUUGCUUCCUAAGCUUAGACCGUACCAACGCCGGGCGGCUUAUUGGAUGAUUCAACAGGAGAAGAAGAAGACGCAGGAAAAAGUGAUCCAUGAGAAAUCUGACCCACUUCCUAAUCCCUUGUGCAUACCCGUGGAUGCGGUUGAUAAAAGUGCUCGGAUAUUCUACAACCCGUUCAGUGGAAGUUUAUCAAUGGAUUCAGAGGAUUGCUCGUUGGACAUCUCCGGAGGUAUUCUUGCUGAUGAAAUGGGUCUAGGGAAAACCGUUGAGCUGCUUGCUUGCAUUUUUGCUCAUCGCAAGGUAUUGAUCAAUCAUUGUGUUGCUCCUAAAAAUCAAUUAAAACAGUCUGGAACGGCUAUAAGUAAACUGAACAGAUUGAAAAGAGAGCGUGUGGAAUGUGUUUGCGGAGCAGUGAGUGAAAGCGUUGAAUAUAGAGGGUUAUGGGUACAGUGUGAUGUUUGCGAUGCUUGGCAACAUGCAGAUUGUGUUGGGUUCACAGGUGCUAACAGGAUUUCCAGAACAAGAGGUUGUCAACCUUCUCCUGCUAUUGGCUCACAUAAUAAUGUGAAAAAGAAAGGGCAACUUGACGUUGAUGGAAGUUAUGUGUGCACAACUUGCAUCGAAUUGAUUCAAGCUUCCAACUGCUCAGAUGUUAGUGGUGCAACUCUUAUUGUCUGCCCAUCCCCAAUUUUGCCACAGUGGCAGGAGGAAAUUGCACGACACACAAGAGCUGGUUCCCUCAAGGUUCAUGUAUAUGAAGGUGUAAAGAACAUGUCUUCAUGUUCUUCAUUCAUUGAUCUGGAGGAACUUGCAAGUGCUGACAUUGUCUUGACAACAUACGAUGUAUUGAAGGAAGAUCUUUCACAUGAUCAUGACCGUCAUGGUGGUGAUCGUCGUGUUAUGAGGUUCAGGAAGAGAUAUCCUGUAGUUCCAACACCCCUUACAAGAAUAUUUUGGUGGCGCAUUUGUCUUGACGAGGCUCAAAUGGUUGAAAGCACUGCGGCCUCUGCAACUGAAAUGGCACUGAGAUUACGUGGUCAGCAUCACUGGUGCAUCACAGGAACUCCAAUUCAAAGAAGUCUUGAUGACAUGCAUGGGCUCUUACGUUUCCUCCGGGCUUCCCCUUUCGAUUUGCAUAGAUGGUGGAUUGAAGUUAUCCGGGAUCCUUAUGAGGGGAAAGAUGUUGCAGCGAUGGAAUUCACAUACAAUUUAUUCAGGAAAAUUAUGUGGCGUUCUUCUAAAGUUCUUGUUGCAGAUGAGUUGCAGUUGCCUCCUCAGGAGGAACACAUAUCUUGGCUUUUCUUUUCACCAAUAGAGGCACAUUUUUACCAGAGACAGCACGAGACAUGCUCAAGUUAUGCCCACAAGGUCCUUGAAACUUUUAAAGAUGAAAUGCAGAAAAGGAAAAUGACGCAUGGUUCUGAUGUUCCAUGCGAGCUCUUUCUUUCUCAUGCGGAAGUUGCAAAUCUACUAGGUUCACUCUUAAAGCUUCGACAAGCUUGUUGUCAUCCUCAAGUAGGGAGUUCUGGUCUGCGUUCCUUGCAACAGACACCUAUGACAAUGGAGGACAUAUUAGGGGUUCUCAUUGGGAAAACUAAGACUGAAGGAGAAGAAGCUUUGAGGAGGUUAGUAGUUGCACUCAAUGGGUUGGCUGGUAUAGCAGUUCUGGAAAAGGAUUAUCAACAUGGAAUUUCACUCUAUAACGAGGCAUUAGUUUUAGCAGAGGAAAGUUCUGAUGAUUUCCGUUUGGACCCUUUGUUGAAUCUUCACAUUCUUCAUAACUUGGCCGAAAUAGUGCAAAUUGUUCCACAUUGCCUACAAAAGUGCUUGGAGUCAGGAGGAAGAUCUUCAAAAAUCUUUAAAUCAUCUGCAAAGCUAUCUGAGGUUAGUGAGUGUGAACCUCAUUCUGCAAAGAGACAAAAAUUGUCUGAUGACUGCAGUAACGGUCUUAAUCAGUCAAGUUGUUGUGAAGUGCGGACUUCUCCAUCUGAUAGUUUGACAAUUGUUCCAGAAUGUCAAGAGUUCAUGGGGCAUCAAUCAGGAUGUGGGUUUUUACCUCGACCCAUCAUAAUUAGUAAUUUGCUUGUGGAGUGUGAACAUAUUACAAAUAAAUAUUUGGCUGUAUUUGUUUCAAAGCUUUCGGUGGCUCGGCAGGAGUUUAAAAAUUCUUAUGAGCAGGUAGGCAAGUUACUAACUGAAUGUGAACAUGAGCACUCAACUUGGUGGAUAGAAGCCCUUGAUCUUGUUGAACAAAAGGGACAUGAGGAGGAGCUGAUAAAGAAGAUUACUGAAGGGGUAGCUGGAGUUAUAAAUGGUUCAAAAUCAUCAAAAAUUUCUUCAAGGUUUCGUACAUUAAGUGGUUUGAAGUAUCUCAUCCAAACAGGGUUGGAUUCAUUGAGAACUUGUAGAAAUGAAUUGCUUAGUCGUCUAAUGGAGAUUGACCUGACAAUGGACAGCCCUAGGGCAGUUGAUGUGGAACGUGUAAGAUAUUGCUCAAACUGUCAGCCUAAUGGUAAUGGCCCUUUAUGUGUUCAAUGUGAAGCAGAUGAGCUGUUCAUGGCUUAUGAAGCUAGACUCUUUCUUCUUACAAAAGGAGACAAUAUUGCAUCAGCGGAGGAAGCAUUGGACUUGCGGAAGCACAAGUCUGCAUUGAAUCGUUUCUUCGGUGAUUUAGCUCAAGGUGAUAAAAACAUCCAUGGGUCCAAUGUGGGCAAGGAAGAAAAAAGGCAUCGUGAAGCCAAAUCGAGUGUAGUUAUUUCAAGAUCUCCAUCAGAGGUAGAACUUAUUCUCAGUAUUUUAAGGAGCUUUUCAAAGUCACGUCUAGGCAAGGAUGUUGUUGCAUCUGCUUCCAAGCAUCUGUUACUCCUCGAGGCAUUGCGUAGGGAGUUUUCACAGGCAAGGUCAUUUUCAAUCGCUCAAGCACAAAUACUAAGAGCACAUGAUGAGAUCAAGAUGGCAACUUCACGGUUGCGCCUAAGAGAGACCAAGGAUGAGGUGUCCACUAUUGAUGUGUUAAGCCCAGAAGAGCUGAUCUCAUCUAACAUGCACUUUUCAAGUGAAAAAUUCAUGUCUCUGUCAAUGCUUUCUCGCGUCAAAGGGCAUCUUCGCUAUCUGAAGGGUCUGGCAGUUGCUAAGCAGAGGAAGAAAGAUGAGGGAUCCAGUCCUUCCUCCUCAAAUGAACAUUUGGGGAUAUCAGCAGGAGGUUCUCAAGUAAAAGCAGAGAAAGUUGAAUGCACGGAUAAAGGUGAAGAUGAGAGUUGCCCAGUUUGCCAUGAGAAGCUUAGUAACCAGAAGAUGGUAUUUCAAUGUGGACAUGUCACUUGUUGCCAGUGUUUAAUUGCGAUGACUGAACAUGCAUUUGUUCUUCAUGGAAAGACACAAAGAAAAUGGGUCAUGUGUCCAAAGUGCAGAGAGCAUACACAUUAUGAGAAUAUUGCUUAUGUAGAUGAUGACCGAAAUCAAGCUUAUGAUGCAGUGCACAUUGAAGGAUCUUAUGGAACAAAGGUGAUUGGAGCUGUCACAAAGAAAAUUAUGUGGAUAUUAUCUACUGAUCCACAGGCAAAGAUUUUAGUCUUUUCAAGUUGGAAUGAUGUUUUGGAUGUUUUGGGACAUUCUCUUGAUGCAAAUGGUAUUACCUAUGUUCGAAUGAAAGGUGGAAGGAAAUCACAUACUGCUCUCAAGGAAUUCAGAGAAGGGGUUACCAGAGAUACUGACAAUCCAAUUGCAGAAAUUAAUCAGUGCAAAGCAAAAUCAAUUCGAGUGUUGCUGAUUUUAAUUCAACAUGGUGCUAAUGGUCUUAAUCUUUUAGAAGCACAACAUGUAGUUCUUAUAGAGCCACUACUAAAUCCUGCAGUUGAAGCUCAGGCGAUUAAUAGAGUUCACAGAAUCGGACAAGAGAAGCCUACUUUUGUUCAUCGCUUCAUUGUAAAGAAUACUGUUGAAGAGAGCAUCCACAAAUUGAAUAUAAGCAAAGCGGCCACAUCAGUUAUAAAUGCAGUCCGUAGAAGUCAGGAUCAGCCGACUUUGACAGUGCAAGAUUUGGAAUCUCUUUUUUGUAGUGGAAAGCCAGCUGAAACAGGUGAAGACAUGAGUAGCGCCAUUCGCCAAACAGAAUGUUUAAGGCAUCUGCCUCCUGCAGUCGCUGCUGCUCUAGCUGCAGAAAACAGACAGCGACAGGGACAGCAAACCACCUGUGAAUCCUAUGAAUAAUUUAAUCUUUGCAAGGCGUGACCAUGCAAAUGCACAAUUUUGUAGCAGAAAAUCCAGAUAACCACGACGCUGCUGUAUCAUGUACAAAAUUACGUUGCCACUUUCAGAAGCUUUCUUGCUAUCUAUUCUUGCUGACGGCUUGGGAUGAUGCCUGGAUCUUGGUUGUACAAAGGUGGCUGGAUGUGUACUUGGAAUGUACUCUAGUUGGGUAGGGAAGAUUUUUUGCCCCUUCUGCACAGGAAGUCGAGUAGCACCAUUUUUUGUUUAUUUGUAUGUAACUUAUUUUGUAAAUAUAAGAAGUGAAAGAACCUGAAAUCUGUAUACAGUCACCUUGGAAUAUAUUCUGUAGCAGGUCGCAGGUUGCUAGGUAACUUAUGUUAAUUCCUGACCCAGUUGCAAUAAUUAAUGAAAUUGUAUGCUUUCCAUUC